Cucumis sativus (cucumber) is the source of this 1465-nucleotide messenger RNA. RefSeq names its product lactoylglutathione lyase GLX1. The transcript has 8 exons. Gene Ontology annotation, cellular component: cytoplasm. NCBI's taxonomy places the organism in Eukaryota, Viridiplantae, Streptophyta, Magnoliopsida, Cucurbitales, Cucurbitaceae. Gene Ontology annotation, molecular function: lactoylglutathione lyase activity; metal ion binding. The record is from RefSeq and is a predicted model, not a curated record. Bases 253 to 1131 code for a protein of 292 amino acids.
CGCUAUUGAAUUUCACAUAUCUUAGUCUCUUUUCUGUGAAUUCUUUCAUAUUUGCUUAUUGUUCCUGAAUAUCUGUUCACUGUUAUCUAUAAGUGAUUGCCGCUAGGAUCCAUUAGUGAACUAAUUUUUCUUGAUUCUGCUUACAAGAUGUAAAUUUUUCUCGGGUGUGUGGAGCUGAAGUUGUACAGUUCAAUAAAUUUUGGUUCAGUAAUCUUCUUGUCAAUUUUGACAGUCUAGUCGAGUUCAGUUGCUAUGGCUGAGGCUGCUGCAUCUCUUGCUCCGAAUGCCGAGUUGUUGGAAUGGCCCAAGAAAGACAAGCGUCGGUUUCUUCAUGUUGUGUACCGUGUUGGUGACCUUGACCGUACCAUCAAGUUCUACACUGAAUGUUUUGGGAUGAAAUUAUUAAGGAAGAGGGAUGUGCCAGAAGAAAAAUAUUCCAAUGCUUUCCUUGGAUUCGGCCCAGAAGAUUCUAAUUUUGUGGUGGAGUUGACGUACAAUUAUGGAGUUAGUUCUUAUGAUAUCGGGUCUGGCUUUGGCCAUUUUGCUAUUGCAACUCAAGAUGUAUAUAAACUUGUAGAAGAUAUACGAGCCAAGGGUGGGAUCAUUACCAGGGAACCUGGCCCAGUCAAGGGAGGAUCCUCUGUUAUUGCCUUUGCAAAGGAUCCGGAUGGUUAUAUUUUUGAACUCAUCCAAAGGGGUCCUACUCCUGAGCCACUCUGUCAAGUAAUGCUUCGUGUUGGUGAUCUAGAACGCUCUAUCAAGUUUUAUGAUAAGGCCUUGGGAAUGAGGCUAUUGAAGAAGGUUGAUAGGCCAGAAUACAAGUAUACCCUAGCCAUGAUGGGAUAUGCAGAUGAACCAGAGACAACAGUGCUAGAGUUGACCUAUAAUUACGGUGUGACAGAGUAUACCAAGGGAAAUGCUUAUGCUCAGGUUGCCAUCGGUACUGAUGAUGUAUACAAGAGUGCUGAGGUUGUCAACCAGGUUAAUCAGGAACUUGGAGGAAAGAUUACUCGACAACCAGGACCACUUCCUGGAAUCGGCACAAAAAUUGUUUCCUUUCUGGAUCCUGAUGGUUGGAAGACUGUUCUUGUUGAUAACGCAGACUUCCAAAAGGAACUGGAUAAUCAAUGAGCUCGGUCUUGUUAAAUAAUCAAGUGAUGAAAUAAAAUCAUCCUGCUUGAGUUUGUAACCUACCUAUCGUGUCUUUGAAUAAAUGUAGAGCCUGAUGAUGGCUCAUAUCUUUGACAUUUCCUGAGUGGUCAUCAUGCAAAAUGAGAAGAAGGAAAAUAUCUGCCAACUCACUUUGUAGUUCUAUAUUACUAUAUCAUCUUUAUUUUGGUUUCAUUUUUUCUUUUUCAAAGAUAUUGUAAUAAAUGCUGGAGUGAAAAUUUGAACUCGGAACCUCUUGUUCACAAAAACAUAUAGGUGCUAGUUGAGCUAAGUUUAUGUUAACUAUUUUGGUCCA